AUGUCGAGCCCAGCCACUCGCCUUAUACCAACAUCUUCACGCACUCUUCUCCUCACCCUCGACGCAUUCGGCACCCUCUUCCACCCGCGUCUCCCCGUCCCCGAGCAAUAUGCCGCGACCGCGCACCAAUUCGGAUUAUCGCGCACUACCGUCACCCCGGACAAACUCAAAAACGCAUUCCGGGAUACCUUUCGUGCGCAGAUGCAACAGUACCCAAAUUAUGGUCGCGCGGAUGUUCUCCGAGGCCAAUACGGGGGGCCGAGGCAGUGGUGGGAAGAGGUGAUCAGGGGGAGUUUCGGGCGUGUUUUGUCAGCAGAAAGUGGGGAGACGCGUCCCGGACACCCCAAAGAGCAUGUCCCUGAUGCCAUGGUGGAAGCCCUACUAGAUCGAUUUGCUAGUUCCGAAGGGUACGCACUCUAUGACGAUGUGCUGCCCUUCUUCCGCCGAAUGCGCAAACUGAAGACCGCACAUAAGUGGUCGUUUGAUAGGAUUGUUGUGGGGGUGGUAUCCAAUUCGGAUGACCGCGUCCCCGGUGUGCUGAAGUCGUUGGGGUUGACAGUUGGUGAUAUGCGCGCUGACCAGGAUCAAUCGAGUAUGGAUCUUCCCGGGUUUGAGGGACGAAGUAUCAAAAAAGAUGUUGUCGGAGAAGACGACAAAGCUCAGUCAGACCGCAAUUUGGACCUUGAUAUUGAUAUGGUCAUUACGAGUUAUGAGGCCGGUCAGGAGAAACCUCAUCGUUUGGUCUUUGACGUGGCGAGACGGCAGGCUCUCAAGGUUGCCCGCCCAUGGUUGACCAGCAGAACCAAAUUUAGCUCUGUGCAUGUGGGGGAUGAUUAUGAAAAGGACUAUCAGGCUGCAAGAAAAGCAGGCUGGGAGAGUUAUUUCCUUCCUCGAGAUACUCUUGGUACCGAUGACUUUGAAGCGAAGCAACUCCCGGAUCUCCUGAAGUUGGCAGAGAAAUUGGAGCUUUUCCCGUAA
Messenger RNA from Penicillium samsonianum, 978 nucleotides. RefSeq lists its product as uncharacterized. The transcript has a single exon. NCBI's taxonomy places the organism in Eukaryota, Fungi, Ascomycota, Eurotiomycetes, Eurotiales, Aspergillaceae. Bases 1 to 978 code for a protein of 325 amino acids. The record is from RefSeq and is a predicted model, not a curated record.